AUGUCGUUCAACGCUGACCCCGCCAGCCGGCGGUACACUGACGGCAUUCUGGAAGAAAUCGCUCUCAACUACAGCUUCCAGUCGGUUUCUCUCAUGAAUUGCAUCUUGGCGUUAUCAGCUCUCCAUAUAAAGCGGAAGAAAAUUGCUGGCGACCCUGCCUUAAUAUCGCUGUUGGCCCACGAGUACAUCAAUGCUUCCACGUCGCAGAUCUUGACCGAUAUGGAAGUGGCCGACCCGAAGACCUUCCCACAUCUAGUGGUAGCAUCACUUCUCAUGACGGCCAUAUCUUCGGAACAAUUCAGGGACGAGCGUUUUGGAGCGAACCUCUUCAUCCUCAACUGGAUGAAAAUAUGGUGCGGAAUCGGCAUCAUGAUGGAGCGCAUCACAAUCCCUGGUCUUAUUCGAUGCGGGCUCUCGAGUUUGUUUUACCGGCCGCCACUCAACCUCGAUGCGUCAAAGGACAACAUUCCUGAGGUGCUCCAGAUCAUGGUGGACCUGGAUCCAGAUGAUCCCGACAAUCAUGCCGUCUACCGCGAAGCAUUACGCUGUCUCGAUGACGAAACCUGGGAGCAUGAGCCAGCAAGAGUACUCACGCCAGAGGAAAUGCUGCACUUCGAGACCCGGGACAUCUAUGUUGAUAGAGGACGAGCCACAGUGCCUCAAGGUCCGGACAACGCUGCUGACUAG
Messenger RNA from Cordyceps fumosorosea ARSEF 2679, 687 nucleotides. RefSeq names its product Fungal transcriptional regulatory protein. Bases 1 to 687 code for a protein of 228 amino acids. The record is from RefSeq and is a predicted model, not a curated record. The transcript has 2 exons. NCBI's taxonomy places the organism in Eukaryota, Fungi, Ascomycota, Sordariomycetes, Hypocreales, Cordycipitaceae.